Molecule: messenger RNA, 1557 nt
Organism: Penicillium cosmopolitanum
Lineage: Eukaryota; Fungi; Ascomycota; Eurotiomycetes; Eurotiales; Aspergillaceae
Exons: 3
Coding region: 1-1557 (518 amino acids)
Biological process (GO): aldehyde metabolic process
Cellular component (GO): cytoplasm
Molecular function (GO): aldehyde dehydrogenase (NAD+) activity
Source: RefSeq, a predicted model, not a curated record
AUGUGCGAUAUUAUACACCGGGUGUAUCCCGGCCAGGCCUACAAAAGCGUGCACGAUGCAUUUGCAAUCGGAACAACGAAGGACAAAGGCUGGAGACGACAGCAGCUCAAGCGUGCAUGGUGGAUGAUCGAAGACAACAAAGACCAGAUUUCCAAUGCUCUAUUCGUCGAUCUCCAUCGACAUCGACAAGAAAGCUUCCUCUCUGACAUCGCCAUGGUACAAACUGAUAUCCUGCGAACCCUCGACCAAAUCGACGAAUGGACCAAAGACGAAAAGCCAACAAGUCGAGAUCUGGUCAAUUUCAUGGGUGGUACCGUCAUUCGCAAAGAGCCAAAAGGUGUAGCACUCAUCAUCGGUGCCUGGAACUUCCCCAUCCUGCUACUUCUCCAACCGAUGGUCGCCGCCCUAGCUGCGGGUUGUGCUGUGAUACUCAAACCAUCAGAUAUGGCACCUGCCACGCAGGAUCUACUGAUGGAGAUUAUCCCAAAGUUCCUGGAUAAGUCCGCCAUUCGGUGCAUUAGUGCUGGUCCGCAGGAAAUGCAGUACAUACUAGAGCAGCGAUAUGACCACAUCUUCUACACGGGCUCUUCUAACGUGGGGAAGAUCGUACAUGCUGCAGCUGCGAAACACCUUACACCAACUACACUAGAGUUGGGUGGUCUUGCGCCGGCAAUUGUUACAGCAUCUGCCAAUAUCGAAUUAUCGGCAAAGCAUAUCGCCGCUACCAAAUUUCAAAAUGCUGGACAGAUCUGCCUGAAUGUAAACCACGUUCUCGUCGAUCCCUCUGUCAAAGAAGCCUUGAUAACUAGCUUGAUCAAGCAUUUCAGUACCUUCAUGGGUAGCAAAGCUCAACCAGAAUACUACACCCAUAUAAUCAACGCACGAAAUUAUGACCGCCUCGACAAUCUUCUCGAAAAUACAAGUGGCCAAAUAAUCUACGGAGGAACCCGUAACCGCGAAACCCGCUUCUUCGCCCCGACAAUAGUCACAAACCUCCAACCCACUGACCCUCUAUUAACAACUGAACUAUUCGGUCCAAUCCUCCCAAUCCUAGACCUGGAUCUGGACAACGCCCUCGCAUUCACAAGAGCAACGGGUAAUCCACUCGCAAUCUACGGCUUCACAGAAGACGAAUCGGAAAAAGAUCGCAUCCUUUCCGAAACCCAGUCUGGCGGCGUGACAUUCAACGACUGCACCCUGCACGUCAUUGCCAAGGAUGCGCCCUUCGGUGGAAUAGGAGGGAGUGGACACGGAUACUAUCACGGUCCGCACGGUAUUCGGGAAUUCUCGUAUCUGAGAACGUAUACGAAUGCCUUCCCUGCUUGGAUGGAGGGUGUGAUGGGUGCAAGAUAUCCGCCUUAUUCGAAUAAGAAGUUAGAGAAACUUGUCCCUGCCGUCAAUCCUGGAUUCGAUCGGGAGGGGAAUGAUGUUUCUCGUGGUAAUUGGAGAAAAUGGGGGUUUAUGCUAGGUGUAGGGCUUUCAAUUGGGAUUGGACUGAGUGAUCAGGGCCGGGCAUUUGUUUUGGGGCUUCUGGAAAAUAUGCUCCAGGCUCUAUAA